CUCUCAACCGCUAUCUCUCUACGCAGUUCGGCCGCUUUCGAUGCGCCAAAAUCAAGAUCUCACGAAAUCGACAAUUGACGUACGGUGAUUUACACCCGCCCGGAAUUGUGGACGGCAGUGACGCUGGAUCGGCACCAUGGAACCGGUAACGAUCGCUGAGGUGACCAGGGUCUAGGGUCUGUCCGAGUCGGCAGUCCGAUGGCCCGGUGUUCAGCCGUUGGUGAGCGUGGCUGGAUGAGGUGGCUUGAGGCGGUGCAGUUGGAUCGGUCGGGUGCCGUAUUGCGGUGCCGAGCCGAGGUAUCGGACUGUGCGAGGGGGUUAUUCAUCCCGUUGAAUAAUUCGAUUCUGGUUCCUGCUGCGACAGGGAUGUUGAUUCGACAAGCGUCGAUGAGCCAAUCUGGAUUCAUCGGAGCGACCGUCCUUGGCGGCGCCAGCAUCCCAAUAUGGUUAGCGAUAACGGGUGUACCCAAUCAUGGAUUCAGAACGCGGUCUCAACCAUUGGUUCGUAGGGCUGGCCCGACGAUCGAAUAUUUCUUGUACAGGAAGCACUGCCUCACCCAAACUCAAUUUCUCCUUGCAUAUGCAGGGUCCAGACGGUCGGAUUUCGCAUUUUUUGAGCGAGAAUUUUCUCGGAGAUGCUACAGAUUCUCCUUUUCGUUGGUGGACGAAAUUUCUGCGAAGGGGAUGAUACGUAAUGGAUGGAGAGGUUCGAAGCAUGUGAUGGACGAUUGUGGCUUAACUGUUCAAGGUCUCCCGCGGAUUCCAAGUUAUGCGCCAAUGGGAACGGGAGGAUGGGGUAUCAUGGCCCAGGUCGGCUUGUCCCUUCAAUAGUCGCUGCAAAUAACUUGAUCAUACGGGCACUCCGCCAGCCAGUACGACUCCAGCGACAUGAUAGAAAGAUCGGCACAGAAACAAGGCAGCUGGGAGGCUCCAGAAUUCUCAAUGCUCAGCAUGGGAUCCAUCGCGGAUUAUGUAAUUGGUGUCCUAUUUCCGCUGGGUCGGAAAAGGAGAGAGAAGGGACGUGGAGAGGGGCCAUUCACGGUCCAUGCGAUUGGGUAGUGAAGGCUGAUGGCCA
Eremomyces bilateralis CBS 781.70 is the source of this 1075-nucleotide messenger RNA. RefSeq lists its product as uncharacterized. The transcript is spliced from 2 exons. The coding region runs from base 199 to 831 and encodes 210 amino acids. The record is from RefSeq and is a predicted model, not a curated record. Lineage: Eukaryota; Fungi; Ascomycota; Dothideomycetes; Eremomycetales; Eremomycetaceae.